AUGACGUGGAAAGCAACGGUUUUUGUCAUCCUUGUAGCCACAGCCUGCCUAGCGGGCCUAGCAUGUGCUGGGUCGAAGGAGGAGCCAAAGAUUCAUGGACCUGUCAUUGGUGUCGAUCUUGGAACAACUUACUCCUGCGUGGGCAUCUACAAGAAUGGACGGGUGGAAAUCCUUCCGAAUGACCAGGGCAAUCGCAUCACACCUUCGUAUGUGGCUUUCGCCGAGGACGACCGCCUCAUUGGAGAAGCUGCAAAGAACCAAGCCAGUGUGAACCCCACACAGACCUUGUUUGACGUGAAGCGCUUGAUGGGGAGAAGAUUCAGGGAUUCCACUGUUCAGAAGGACAUGAAGCUGCUGCCAUUCAAAAUUGUGGAGAAGGGCGGCAAGCCGAUGAUCAGCGUCAAAGUCCAUGGCCUAGAGAAGUUGAUGCCUCCAGAAGAGAUUUCCUCCAUGGUUCUCACCAAGAUGAAAGAAACGGCUGAAAACUACCUGGGACAAAAGGUUGCGCAUGCAGUGGUGACCGUACCAGCCUACUUCAAUGACGCCCAGCGUCAGGCAACCAAAGACGCAGGCGCCAUUGCAGGUUUGCACGUUGCUCGCAUCGUCAAUGAGCCAACUGCAGCAGCCAUAGCAUAUGGCUUGGACAAGCUGGGCAAUGACGAGAAGAACAUCCUGGUUUAUGACCUCGGCGGUGGUACCUUUGAUGUCUCUCUGUUGAACAUUGCCCAGGGUGUCUUUGAGGUAGUUGCCACAAGCGGCGACACCCACCUGGGUGGAGAGGACUUCGACCAGCGGGUGAUGCAGCAUUUCAUGAAGAUCUUCCAGAAAAAGCACGGCAAGGACAUGUCUGAGGACAAGCGCGCCGUGCAGAAGUUGCGACGCGAAGUCGAGAAGACCAAGCGUCAACUUAGUUCCACUCACCAGGCUCGGCUGGAGAUUGAGGCCUUGUUUGAUGGCGUGGACUUCUCUGAGACCUUGACCCGGGCGCGCUUCGAGGAGAUCAAUGCCGACCUGUUCAAGAGCACUCUAGGUCCCGUGAAGCAGGUGCUUGAGGACGCCCAGCUGAAGAAGAGCCAGGUGGAUGAAAUCGUGCUGGUGGGAGGCUCCACACGCAUCCCCAAGGUGCAGCAACUCAUCAAGGACUUCUUCGGCAAGGAGCCCAAUCGCGGCAUAAAUCCCGAUGAGGCAGUGGCGUAUGGUGCGGCUGUGCAGGCCGGGAUCCUCAGUGGCGAAAGAUUGGAUGAUGUGGUGCUGGUGGACGUGGCUCCUCUUACCCUGGGAAUCGAGACUGUGGGCGGCGUCAUGACAAAGCUGAUCCCCCGCAACACCAGGAUCCCAACUGAAAGAAGCCAAAUCUUUUCCACCACCCAAGACAACCAGCCAGCAGUGGCCAUUCAGGUCCAUGAGGGCGAGCGUGCCAUGACCAAGGAUAAUCAUCGGCUUGGCAACUUCGAUCUUCGAGUUCCUCCAGCACCCCGUGGCCAGCCCCAGAUCGAGGUGACCUUCGCGAUUGACAGCAACGGCAUCUUGAACGUAGCGGCCCAGGAUAAGGGAACAGGCCGUACUGAGAAGAUCACCAUCAGCAGCGACGGCCGCUUGACCGAGCAGGAGAUCUGGAGGAUGGUACGUGAAGCUGAGGUGUUCGGGGAUGAGGACAAGAAGAUGAAGGAGCGCGCCGAUGCCAGGAUUGCACUGGACAGCUACAUCCACUCCAUGCGCUCUGCCAUUGAGGACAGCAACGGCAUCAGCGAAAGGGUGGACUCCGAAGAACGGCAGCAAAUCCAAGACGCUUUAAAAGAUGGCCAGGCAUGGUUGGACUCCCAUCCAGAAGCAGACACGGAGGAGAUCAAGAUGAAGCAAAGUGAAGUUGAAGAAGUGUGUGCUCCCAUCGUCUCCAAAUAUUACGGCGGUGCUGGGGAGCAAAGAGAACCUGAUGGAGAAGAAGCUACCGAUGAGCUCUAA
Messenger RNA from Symbiodinium pilosum, 1962 nucleotides. NCBI's taxonomy places the organism in Eukaryota, Dinophyceae, Suessiales, Symbiodiniaceae. The record is from the annotation of a GenBank genome assembly.